This is a messenger RNA of Jaculus jaculus (lesser Egyptian jerboa), 1877 nucleotides long. It is a transcript of the gene Uap1l1, whose product is annotated as UDP-N-acetylglucosamine pyrophosphorylase 1 like 1. Gene Ontology annotation, biological process: UDP-N-acetylglucosamine biosynthetic process. The transcript has 9 exons. Gene Ontology annotation, molecular function: UDP-N-acetylglucosamine diphosphorylase activity. The record is from RefSeq and is a predicted model, not a curated record. NCBI's taxonomy places the organism in Eukaryota, Metazoa, Chordata, Mammalia, Rodentia, Dipodidae. Bases 91 to 1614 code for a protein of 507 amino acids.
GUCCGUCCCUCCGGGAUCUGCGCCUUCCGCCGGGUCCCGUGAUGCUAGUCGCUGGGAGCGCGCGGGUCACGAGUAGCGGGCGGUAGCAACAUGGCUUCGGAGGGGGACGUGCGCGCCCGGCUGCGGCGCGCGGGGCAGGAGCACCUCCUGCGGUUCUGGGCUGAGCUGGAGCCCGAGCCUCGAGCCGCGCUGCUGGCCGAGCUGGCGCCGCUGGAGCCCGACGCGCUGCGCGAGCACUGCCAGCUGGCGGCCGCCGCCUACGCGCGCCACCCGGACCCCCGGGCGGACCUGGCCGCGCGCUUGCAGCCGCUGCCCCCGGAUCGCUUGGGCAGCGCGAGCCGCAGCGACACCGAGACGCGACGGCGCUGGGAGGAGGAAGGUUUCCGACAGAUUGCCCUGAACAAAGUGGCUGUCCUGCUACUGGCUGGUGGGCAGGGCACUCGCCUGGGUGUCACCUACCCAAAGGGCAUGUAUCAAGUGGGGCUGCCCAGCCAGAAGACGCUGUACCAACUGCAGGCGGAACGGAUCCGGCGUGUUGAACAGUUGGCGGGCGAGCGCCAUGGAACCCACUGCACUGUGCCCUGGUACAUCAUGACCAGUGAGUUUACACUGGGGCCCACGGCCAAGUUCUUCAAGGAGCAUGACUUCUUCCACUUGGACCCCGCAAACGUGGUCCUGUUUGAGCAGCGCAUGCUCCCUGCUGUGACCUUUGAGGGAAAGGCCAUCCUAGAGCGGAAGGAUAAAGUUGCCAUGGCCCCAGAUGGCAAUGGGGGCCUGUAUUGUGCUCUGGCUGAUCACCAGAUCCUAGAGGACAUGGAGCGCCGGGGGGUGGAAUUUGUGCACGUGUACUGUGUGGAUAAUAUCCUGGUACGGCUGGCAGACCCUGUCUUCAUCGGCUUCUGUGUGCUGCAGGAGGCGGACUGUGGGGCCAAGGUGGUGGAAAAGGCAUACCCUGAGGAACCCGUGGGCGUGGUGUGCCAGGUGGACGGUGUCCCCCAGGUGGUGGAGUACAGUGAGAUCAGCCCCGAGACUGCAGGGCUGCGUGGGGCCCAUGGUGGCCUGCUCUACAACGCAGGCAACAUAUGCAACCACUUCUUCACUCGAGGCUUCCUGGAGAUGGUCACCAGGGAGUUUGAGCCCUUGCUGAAGCCGCACGUGGCUGUGAAGAAGGUCCCGUAUGUGGACGAGGAGGGAACUCUGGUAAAGCCGCUAAGACCAAACGGGAUAAAGAUGGAGAAGUUUGUGUUUGAUGUGUUCCAGUUUGCUAAGAACUUUGCUGCCUUUGAAGUACUGCGGGAGGAGGAGUUCUCGCCCUUGAAGAAUGCGGACACCUCCGCCAGGGACAACCCUUCCACUGCCAGGAGAGCUCUGCUGGCUCAGCACUACCGCUGGGCUCUCCAGGCUGGGGCCCGCUUCCUGGAUGCGCAAGGGGCCCAGCUUCCUGAGCUGCCCUGUUUGCUCCCCAGUGGAGACCCUCCAGCCAUCUGUGAGAUAUCGCCCUUGGUGUCCUAUGCUGGGGAGGGGUUGGAAGCGUACCUGCGAGGCCGGGAGCUCCAGUCCCCGUUCGUCCUGGAUGAAGACCAGGCCAGGCUGCUGGGGCCACAGGAGACCUGACUCGCUGUCCUGCAAGCCCUGGGGCUCAAAGGGGUGGAGAUGCUGCCCUGGCCUGAGCUCUGGGUGGGAAUGCAGGCCUAUAGGCUGCUGCAGUCUGCAGGACACGGAAGGGAAUGUGCUGGUUUACUGAGGGGGGGACCUCCCCUGCCACCCUUGGACACAGUGACUGCGGCCAGCCGUGGGCUCUUUGGCUUCAUUUCUGGCUCUGGGGCCCAGUUGGGAGGCAGAGGGUUGGGGACUUGGGAGAAUGGGGCUAGAAGAGA